CAGUUCCUCCACUUCACACUUCAGUUCUCAAAUCCCCUCGAAAUAAAACGAAAUAAAUUUUUUUUUUCUAAUUUUUUUCCCAAUUUGAGCGUCAGAUUCUAAUUCAAUAGUUAGCUUCGUCUCCAAAAUCCUCAGAUUCUUUCAUCAUCUCUCUUUUUUGCUGCUCGGCUCGAUCUUCGUCUAGGUCAAUGAAUAUUGAUUGGAUUUAGGGUUUCGAUUCCAAAACCCUAGGGAGAAGCGACGACGAUGAAGCGGAAUGGUGCUCAAUACUUGAUGCCCUUGUCGCUGCUGCUAUUCCUCUUCAUCGUUCAUCUCGUCGAUGCAAUCGACGCUGGUGCAAAUGGAGAGACGAUUUCAGCGAGCAAAAAUGUGGCUGGUGCUGAUUUGAGCGGUGCGAAGUUGGCGCCGCCUGAUAGUGAGAAGGUUGCAGAAGAGAAGAAGGCGAAAGAGGAAACCAAGGGAGAGAUCGAGAAGAAAGAGUCGAAAGAAACUGUAAUUAAGGAGAAAGGUAAGAGCUUGGAGGAACCUGAAUCUCAAGAGAGGAAUCAAAAGGGGGGUUCGAAUGGGGAUUCUGAUGUAGAGGUGUGUGAUCCGUCGAACCGAUGUGUCGAUGAGAAGAGCAAGUUUGUUGCUUGCUUGAGAGUCCCUGGGAAAGAUUCACUAGAUCUCUCACUUAUGAUUCAAAAUAAAGGAAAAGAAUCCUUGGAUAUUAUUAUUGUAGCCCCUGAUUUUGUCAAUUUAGAACAGAGUACAGUGCAGCUUAAAGCAAAGGAAGACAAGGAGGUAAAAGUUUCGGUUAAAGAUGGUGGAAACGACACUACAAUACUCCUAAAAGCAGGAGAGGGCAGUUGCAGUCUCAACUUUCAAAACCCAAUCUCCGACCCCAUCAAAAACACCGAAACUUCUUCUCUUCCAGGAUUCUUCAGCCAUCUAUCUAUACGCUCCUCAUUCAUUCUCAUCAGCCUUGGCGCGUCAUUGGUCAUAGUUUUAUCUUGGUGUUUUAUCAAAUUCCGGAGGAUGAAAAGCCAAGAAAGCAGUCAAAAAUAUCAACAGAUUGAUGCAGGACUCCCUAUUUCAACCGGCGGGAAGAAGGAUAUCAGUGAAGGAGACGGUUGGGAUAAUAGUUGGGGAGAUGAUUGGGACGAUGAAGAGGCGCCCAUGACUCCUUCAAAGCCAGUUUUGACUCCGUCGUCUAAAGGUCUUGCAUCGAGGAAAUUUAACAAGGAUUCUUGGAAGGAUUAGGUUACCUGUUUUUUUAUUCUUGAAGAAAGAUGAAUGAUUUAAUUCUCUUUUAUUUGCUGUAUUUUGGUAAAUUAACUGUGUCUAGUCUCCCUUAGUCCCUUCUAGGGGAAAAAUAGGAAUACAAAUAUCAGUUGGCUUUUAAGAAAGCAUCCCACUUAUGUAAUGGUCUUAACGUAAGAAAUCGAGAGGGUGGUUGUUAGGUUGUUGCAGUAUGAAUUAGCUGCUUUCUUGGUAAUUUUUCA
This is a messenger RNA of Asparagus officinalis (garden asparagus), 1484 nucleotides long. RefSeq lists its product as uncharacterized. The record is from RefSeq and is a predicted model, not a curated record. The transcript has 4 exons. The coding region runs from base 247 to 1242 and encodes 331 amino acids. NCBI's taxonomy places the organism in Eukaryota, Viridiplantae, Streptophyta, Magnoliopsida, Asparagales, Asparagaceae.